This is a messenger RNA of Saccostrea echinata, 1863 nucleotides long. RefSeq names its product neuronal membrane glycoprotein M6-a-like. Bases 246 to 1007 code for a protein of 253 amino acids. NCBI's taxonomy places the organism in Eukaryota, Metazoa, Mollusca, Bivalvia, Ostreida, Ostreidae. Gene Ontology annotation, biological process: neuron projection development. Gene Ontology annotation, cellular component: plasma membrane. The record is from RefSeq and is a predicted model, not a curated record. The transcript has 9 exons.
AUGGAAUGUUAUUUGUCCCACAAUAUUGUAUGACGCUGAAAUAUAUAUGACCUGUUGCAUUAUUUAUUGAACGACCCUCGUAUCUACAUUCAAACCUCAGGAGGUAAAAUGUGACUCAGGUGUAUGGUAAUAAUUUCUUCAUUGAAAUAUCCACGCCAUUUGAGAAGAACGGACUUCCACUGGUGAUUGUGACUUUUCCUUAAGGUACACUUGAUAAGUUGGGGAACUGGCCUUUUGCAUCUCUGAUGGCCACCAUCAUUGUUUUUGUGGGAGUUGGUGUGUUUUGUGGAACCCUGUACCGAGCAUUACAGAUCAUCAUUAUCAAUGUCAUGGAGGGGUUGUUUCAGUUUACAGUGACAUGGUUGUCUGUGGUACAGAUUGUGUUUAUUGUGAUUGCUGUAGUGAUGGCACUGUUCUCCAUUGUCCUGUUGGUUUUUGGUUUCCUAGCAACAGGAGCAACCAGACAAAAUGUGUACUCUGGGAAGAGAUGCAUUAUGGGAGGACAAGUGUCUGCUGGAUUUUUUAUGAUGAUGUCAUUCCUGUUGAGUUUAGUCUGGAUCGUGAUAGUUGGAUUGGCUACCAUUCCUGUGUUUCUGUACAUCAUGCUGGGUUCCAUCUGUAACCAGGAAGUGUACAACAACAACUACCAAACUGUCAAUUACUGCUUUGAACUCAAGCAUUAUGGUAUCUACAGGAAUUCCACAUAUCCAUUUCUGGGUGUUGCUCCCCCAGGGAGGGAUGCAAUCUGUAACCCCGUAGAGUUGAGGGUCUUAUGUGAUAGGUUUGCUGAAGCAGGUCCUCUGUUUUGCACAGCCUUAGCUGGGGCAGCAUGUAUCAUCGUUGGUAUGAUUUUAUUCAUGUCUAUCCUAUCAGCCAACUACACCAGAAUCAAAAUCUCCAAGGAGCUGACAGAUUAUCGCAAUGCUGUAGAUAUGGAGGAGAUAGACCUACAUAGCAAUGGAAAGGGGAUUCUGGAUCAGACCUAUGACAAGAGCAGCUACCGGUGAUCUGAUUCAUGGAAAUGUUUAAAGAUGAGGCAUAUAUCCUCUUCAACAUGAGAAAAUCCACACUGUUGAAAUCUUUGUCCAUAUUCUUUGUCCAUUCCAACAGAUUCCGAACAUUUUAUGAAAGACUGGAUGUACUCUUGUAUUAGCAAUUGUCAUACUUUUUAAAAAUUGUAGAUAAAAAUAUUAGUACUUUUUUGUAUAUGUACCAUCACUAUGGUAACGAUCAUUUAAUACAUAUGAGCAUAUAAACAUACAUGUGACUCCAUUGUGUUAUUUAUGAAUCGGUCUUUUUAUCUGCAAACUUAUCUUUUGUAUAUUGUAUGGUUGUGAAAUGGUGUGUUUUUUUCAUAUAUUAUAUGUACUUUUUGUUGAGUAUAAAAAUGUGAUAAGCAGUACCUAAGGGUUAUGUGCAGUAAACUUUUAAAAAAUAUUUUACAAAUAUUAUCAUUUAUCUGUGAAAAUAUAUUUUUAUGCAUUAGCAUUCCCAAUAUUUUUCUUUUUGAUGCAGCCUAAAUUUUCCACUUGUGAAACAAGUUUUUUUUUUUUUGAAACAUGCCAGAUUCUGAUGAACCAGAAGUAAAACACGCCUUACAAGGGAAACAACUCCCUUAGCACAUUCCAUUGUUUAUGUAUUGCUACUUGUAGAUACCUUCAGUUUUUAUUGUAUUUUGUAUGUAUCAUAUCAUAUUGAAUUCAUUUUUAUAUAUUUUUUGCCAUAUAUUUUGACAUCAACUGUUUAUCUUUAGUCUAACCUGACCAUAUCUUUUAUAUACAUGUACUUCUUGAGUUUUUAGUGCAUGUGUAAUAGUAUUUUUUAAUUACUAUGUUCAAUAAAAAAUAAUAUAAAUAUAUACAU